GGACUAAAUGUGUCUUGAUGAACUCAAUAAUAGAUAAACUCACAUAUUUAAGCUGUCCAGAUCCAGUUCUGCUUCGACAGUCUUAGCUAUUUGUUGUCUUGAGUCAGUACUUGCAGAAAAAAGCGAAUAAUUUUGGCCCGGAAAAUGAAGGAGUUUGUUGAGGAAGACAUCAUAAUCCUCCCAAGCAUUGAAGAUGGGCCUGCAUGGAUUGGUGACUUAUGGAACUGCCAAGACUCGAGCCACGUCGGCUCCAAAUUAUUUUCCUCUCUCGGCCAAAUGGACAUCCACCCCUUGGGAGAUUAUGAAUAUGACCUGACCCACAUCAAAAGCACUAAGGAUCGCAUAAAGUCCCUCAACGUGGAAGGAUCUCUGUCGUUGGAGUUGUUGUCAGGCAUGAUAAAAGUGGAGGGCAACGCAAAAUAUGAUUUUAAAGAUGAGUCAAACUCUCUGGAAGAAGAAUUGGUCUGUCGCUACAGCGUCAGAACCUUUCGAGUGGAAGCGAAUUCAAAUGCAGUGAUUGAUGAACACGUCCGAGAUAAAAUCCUCAGAGGAGAAAUCAAGGCAACCCAUGUCGUGAAGCAGGUGCAACUUGGAGCCCAUAUCUCCGCAAAUCUACGAAUUCGCGACCGGUCAUCCAAUGUAAACACUACUGCAGAUGGAAAUUUAGCUGGAAAGUUGGUAUAUGGACCUGUGAGUGCCGCUGUAAAAGUCAAGCUUGGAUUUUUGGACUCUGAGGGAGGAAAGGAUUUUGAGAAAAAUAUCACCAUUUCUAGUCGACCCCAGCCAAACUCUCCCUCUCAACCUCAAGAUGUCAAGACAAUGUUUGAGAUAAUUGAAUCCUUUAAUACUACUGUAUCCAACACUUUUCACCCUACUUUCCAAAAGGACAAAAUGUAUAAUGGAAUCCCAAUUCGCUUUCUCCUCCUACCCAUUUCCCAUUUUGUGGAAGUAAAACUGGAAAUGCUCUACCUUAAAAUUAAAGAUGAUCUGACUGACAGCUUGGAGCACAUGUUCGUCACACUGAAAGACAUCACAUCCCCAAACUUCAUCCGGAAACAACUUCUUUAUAAAGUACCAGCGCUAAAACGGUUGCUCCAGGAUGUGGAAAAUAAACUCAAUCGAGAGGUACGGGCAAAGGAAAAUCAACUUUUAGUGGAAGGAAAACAAUUUUUCAAAGUCGCCACAGAAUGCUUACAGUCAUACAAAAUCCAUAAGAAAUCAGCCCAAGACUUAAUAACUCUGGGGAAUGAAUUCAGCGAGAAAUUCGGCGCAACGAUCAUUCAAGAAAUACUGCAAAAUUUCAUUAUUGAAGGAAAUGCCGAACUUUGUGGAGCUGCAAAUCCAACUCGAGAAUGUCAAAUUCAAAUCCACACAAGCCUUGCUGCCCAACAGAACUGGUUCCAAACCAAAUCCUUGCCUGUUAAACUUUUGUUUUCUUCUUCAAGAAAUUGUAAAAAUGCGUCGGACCUAGCUCAGCUUUAUUCAAUUAUUGGUCUUCUAAAUGGAAUUGAAAUUGAUGUUUCGGUAUCGCUUCCAACAGUUGGAGAUGAUGGACCAACGACUACUCCGAAAAUUCUAAUAAAGACAAUAUCCGACCCAGAAGAAUUUGAGGAUGUUGGUCAUGUGGUUCGCGUACUUUCACUAAUGGUUGACCAAGUUAGUGAAGUUGAAAAAAGAUUUUUCACGGGCUACUGCGCUACCCGAGGAAUUUCUUUUCCUCUCUCCAAGCAUGCAAAGGAUAUUGUUGGACUGGUAACAAUUCUGAAGCAAGUUAAAGGAAUUAGGAUUGCAAAUAAUUACAUACAACUGCGGGAAUGCCUCCUAAAAUCUGAGACCAAGUAUUCCUUCAUUAUAACUAUGGAGGGAUGGAACUACUUUGAUUGCGUCGCCGCAUAUAAUCUUUUGGCAGUUUGGUUGGCUGAGGACACAUCUGUGAAUCUAAUUGUUGGAUCCUUUCAACUCAGAGGCCUUCAUAAGGAAACUCCUUUAGCGUUUUUGUUUAAGGGAGAAACACUCUUAGCUGUGGCUGAUGAUACCUUAGAGCUCAAAAUAUUAGUUGACGGCAUCAAAAAGAAAAACCUUGAAGGGACUCUAAAAGAAUUCAGGCCAGCAAGGGAAUAUUCAAUCAACGAACAGAGACACAAUUUCCAGGUAGAAAUUGCAAACUUGUUUCGCAACCAAGGAACUGCUGAAAGUCUCAUCAACUACAAAUUUAAGCAAGUGUUUGCUUUGGAUCCAGCCAAGGAGUUUAAGUUGGCCACCAAUUACCUUUCAGGCUGCUUGAUUGUUCAGUUAAAUAAUAUGUCGUUGGCUUUGGCGUCUUUGUUGCAACUUCUGAAAAUGAAAGAUCCAUCACUUCAGAUGUCAAGGGAAGUUGAAGCAGAAGUCCUAAAAGCAGAUCCGACUGAGCUUAAUUUGAUGCAGCAUUAUCCCCAAAUACUGACUGUAUUAAAUACAGUCAAUCCGUUCCAUUCCGCAGUCAACAUUGCAAUACAAAGCAUUAAAAAUAAUAACAAACCCCAAAACAAUGAACGGGUUUCAGCAAUUAAGGAAUCAAUUUUGCUAAUCACUAACCAUCUUUCGUGCCCUAGUGAGGUUAAGGAACAGCUAAACAAUGCAUCAGAGGCAGAUCCAAAUUUAAACGAUGAUACAAUGGCAUUCAUUCAUUCAAUUCUGGAGAAAUGCAUUGCUCAAAACGAAGAAAAUAGACCAAAUUCACGAAUUCUUUCGGCAGUGUUUGGCAUCAUUAACUCUGUCUCGUCAACAACAAAUCCAGGAGUAGACCGAAAACUUCAAAACAUUUGCUUAGGCUACUUCAUGGACACCUUCAUGCCCGAGCUUAUUUCCAAGUUGAACAGCAGCAUUGUAACAAAAUUUGAGAACAACUUAGAACAUCACCGGUAUUAUGAAGUGCUCAGCGACCUUAUGCAUCUAUCAUGCGGCAACCUGUCUCUGUAUGAAAUCCGAAUUCUAAUGAACGAUACAUUCACACUAGAAGCUAAGCAAUUGAAACAUUUCCUGGAUAUCGUUCUCAACCUCAACCUGAGCCAACAACAGUUUAUUUUCAAAAAGAGCUCGGUGAAAUAUUUAUUGAAGGAAGUCUUAAAUUCAGACACUUGUAUGGAACUACUUCAAACAAAGCUUUGCUCCAAGAGUGUGCCUGAUUUCUUGCCUGACUUCUUAAAGGAGAAAUUAACCCCGAUCCAAAUUGGUGGAGAUGAAGACCUUGUGCAAAUCCCUGACAAAGUGGUAACGGUUAAGGAACUGUUUGAACUCUCCCAACAGCUUUUGCACCAAGAAAGUAUUCCGAGCGACUAUGUCCGACUCGUAUUGAAUUCUUUGGGAGAAAACAAAGAAUUUCAAGCUGCUCUUAUGAUUUCCUCCGAUGAGUAUGGCUACAGUGAAGAGCAAAAAGUUUUCAAUCGUCCGUUUACUAAAGACACGCUUAAAUUUGCUCUUGCAUCAAUGCGAGAGUACCUGGAGGAUAAAACCAAAACUGCAGAGAACAUUCAACCUCUUGAAAAUCAUAGAAUCAUUCUUGUAAAUCCAACAGCCAACCACUCCUUUAAUUAUGUAAUUGAACAAAAUCCCCAGCGUUCUUCUCUUCCUCUUCCUGAUGCACCAAAUGUUCCACCAGCCACUAAUGGUUCUCAUUUUCUUCUUGGAUCCCAUCCCCCAAUUGACCAUAAGAGAUUUUUAAAAGUACAGAAGCUUUUACAACAACCACGGUUCAGCAGGAAUGACAAAUGUGAAGCAAUUACUUGUCAGAUUUUGCCCUACAUUUUACAAAAACUGAAGAUGUGGGGAGUUUUUGUUUUGGAGGAUGGAUUGCUAGAUCAAAUGCUUCCAAAUUGUCAGAAGAUUCUUCCCACUUAUAGUGGAGGUAAGAAAUUCCUCAAAGCUGGAGACGUUAGUAAAUUGAAUGAGCCGGGUCCACCAGCAAUACAACAGCAAAAGUCAGAUUGGGAUUCGACGACAAUUUCAAAACUUGACAUAUUCUCCAGCCUUGUGCAUCUUUGUGACCCUCUCGUACUUCAGGAUAUCGUAAGGACGCUAACCUUUUUCCCAGUAGCACUGCCAUUUAUAAUGCCCCAACUGAAUUUUUCCCUGGACGAGGAGCCAAGCAACAGAGGAUUCACCUCGCUGAAAUUCAUUUUGCAAGAAGGCUCCAUAAAAUGGGAAACCAAGUCUGGCUCAAUGGUACAGAACAAACUUUUUGUGGAUCCUUAUAAAAUGAUUGUCGCUAUCCGAAUCGGUACAAGUUCUGGAAGAGAAAGCGGAAAAAGCACAAUUCUUAAUCAACUUUUUAAUCAACGGGACAUAUUUGCCUCAAAAAGCAAUGCUGGAUCUGCACAUGGGCCACCCAAAUGUUUGGCAGGUUCAGCCGAACUUAUCGCUUUAACAAAGGAAACAUGCUCUCCUCGGCUUUUCAAAUGGAAGAAUGGGAUUGAUGUAGAAAAACCACAGCACUCAAUCGCCUCCCACUAUUCCUCUUCCGAACUCGCUGAAGCCAUACUCCUGGUAAAUUUACACGGAAAUGCGGCUAAGCUACCUGAUCACGUCAACUACUUUAAGCAAUACGCGUCCGCAUUCCUUGUAUUUUUUACUGAUGCUGCUUUUCCAAAAACCCAAGAUGAGUUUGACCAAAUCUCUGAAAUGUGGGACGGAAUACAAUUUUACACCGUGAUUAUCGACCCGUCAGACGAGAACAUUGAGUCAUCAGACGGAAUUGUAUAUACGAGUGAUCUUGUCAACGAUAGCAGUCUGGACGGGGUUAGAAAUUGUUUGAUGGAAUGCAUAAAUUUAAAGCGGAUGGAACAAAGGAACAUCAAUAAACGGCAGAAAAGCCUUGGGAAAAUUGAACCUAUCGCACAUAUUUCUACAGAAUUGUCCAACCGACUUAUUAAUAUUUUGGAAACCACCUCCUGUGGCGUUGUACGGGGACUACUGAAAUUACAAACAAGGGGCAGGAAUGCUUAUGGAAAGCAUAAGGACGUUGGGUCCCUUCUGGAAAGUUGUGGAAAUGGGUCAAGAAAAUUAAUACAAAUAGUCAACAUUCUGGUCGGUAUCCUCACUUUGUCUCUUUGUCAAAGAAAGCUCGCUUUCGCACAUCUUGAUAGAGGAACGUCCACUUUAUCCGCUAAUCAGACAAAAAAACAGAAGUCGCAUCUUUUCAAACUUUUGCAACAACGAUGUAGUACCGUGAGUCUGAAUGUGACCCAAACCUUACUUCAAGAAAAUUCAAUUCUUGAGCAGAAAAUCCGUCAGGUUUAUCAAGAAAUUGAGAAUAACAGUUUGGGCCUAGAACAUUUUUAUAGAGAAUUGGGAAAACUUUACGAGUUGGCUCAGAGUCAUCCAAAAGAAUUAAACAAUUCGAGGCUAAUUUCUUUGCCACGAUUUUACGGUGAGUUGGUGGUUGAAGGGCACGCAAUCGAAUUAUUAGAUGGGGACAAUGGCCACUUUCAUGGAGUGUGGUUUGACCAGAUUUGCCACUCUAUUUGUAAAAUCAACCCCAAAAUCAGGAUUUUCGUAAUUAGCAUAAUUGGACUACAAUCCUCAGGCAAGUCUACAUUGUUGAAUGCUUUAUUUGCUUGCAAGUUUGCCGUCUCCGUUGGCCGAUGUACGAGAGGACUCUUUAUGCGCCUAUUGUUUUUGGAAGAUGACUUGAAAGAGGAAUAUGGAGUGGAUGCCAUUUUACUGGUUGACACUGAAGGACUAGGGGCCCCAGAAAAGAUGAACGAUCCAGACUGUGAAAGGAAGGAUAGACAACUUGCCACCUUUGCGAUGAGUAUCAGCGACCUAACAUUGGUCAACGUUAUUGGAGAAUCCGUACGGGACCUCACUGAAAUUCUGCAAAUAGUUAUUGUCACAAUGGCUCGACUGGAUGAGGCCGAAAUGACUCCAGACAUUUUAAUGGUGCAACAUUUAACGGAGAGAGAUGCAACAAAAACCCUGCGUGGUUCUGAGGAGUUUUGCAAUGCCAUAAAGGAAGCUAUUGAUUUAACGGAAAAGAAAGACAUGGAUAUUGGGAUAAGGAACAGCAAGUCACUCACCAAACUGCUUCACCGUGUACAAAAUGGGUCACAUCUCAAACAGUUUCGUCCUUUCAAAAAUGGAUCGACUGUAAAUGCUCCACCGUCAACCGAGUAUCACGAGGACGUUGUGGAAUUGUAUUCAAUCAUUUUGGAAUCCGUGAAAGCAAAAGCUACUCAAGAUCGGCAUCGAGAGUUUUGCAAGUGGCACAAUUUAAUUGGAAGUUACUGGGAAGCUGUGGAAGAACAAGAUUUCACACUACGAUUCAAGAAUAUCGCAGCAAUAAAUGAAUUUAUUGAUCGAGGCGUGAAAAUAGCAAAAGUGAAGCAGGCAGCGGAGAAAACAUUUUACUGUCACGCCGAGAAACACAAGGUCAUGUUUUCUGCCAAAAUUAAAGAGUUGGAAGACACUUCAAGAAUGGAGUUAUGGGGAGUUGAAAAAGAAAAUCUAAUGAACAUUGUAAAAAUUGACCUCCGGUCAAUCCCAAGUUCGUGUGGGUCCAUCAAUUCCAGUCAACCGUGUGACCAUUGUUCAACACUUUUGACUCUAAGAAACGAACUCUACAAAGAGGUUGAAAACCAACCGUGUGCACCUGACACGAAAGCCACAAUAUUAAAGUUUAUCAUCAAGACACGGGAAGGAAUAAUUCAGCAGCUGGAUCAGGAAGCGAAUGCUAGAAAAAUAAGAUCUGGGAAAUUUUCCGAGUUAGAUCAAAUAAUACAAAGAUGCCUCUCCGGAAGUGGAGAUGGUGGUUAUAGCAAACAGAAAGUUGAAAUUGUGCUCCAAGCUGUUAAACAAGAAGCUUCAUCUAUGCUAAAAGUAGUGCCAGUAAAGACAAGAAUUAUCGAUGAAAUAAGAUCGUAUUAUGAAAAUGACACUGCUGUUCUGCAAGGCUUGAAGGGUGGUCACAUACGCUUUAAAGAAUUUCGCGAAAUUGAAGCAAUUGAUCCCAAAUGGUAUCAAAAACUUAAAAACGCUGUACUUGGGUGCGAUGGUAUUCUAAGUCUUCAUCUAAUUGAUGAACUGGAAGCAACUUUGGGAAAUUUGCCUGUGCAGAUACUCAAAGAAAGAAAAGAAGAAAUUUUUCAAAAUGGAAUGACUUGGAGUUUACGAUUAAAAGUAAACGAAAUUUUAAAUGCAUUCGAAGAACACAGGUUGGAGAAAAAGAAGCUAAACUCGAAUUUCAAAUGGGAGGCACAUUUAUUUGCCCUUAACAAAUAUUUAUUUGAGAUGGAGAAACGGGAGAAACUCUGGAAGCGUGAUAAUGACCCAUUGCAUAUUUUGGAGAAUAAUAUAUCAACUUAUAGAGAGAUGAUAAAGGUCCGGUUGGAGAACGGAUAUGGAUCAGAAGCAGAAGGAAAGAUCUUGUGUAAACUUUUAUUCGAGGCUAUAAGGAAGCGUGCUCAACAAUUUGCAGACAAUCACCAAAUCGCAUUUGUCCAGAGUCAAUCCUGGCUUUCAAAUGGACAAAGAGUCCGGUUGAAGUAUUUUGCUGGAUUAGCACGAGAAGUAAAUGAGGAAAACAAGGAACGAGCAUUGCAACAUUUCAUGAAUCCUAAGGCAGCCAUUAGUCAUUGGUUUAAAACCAAACUUAAUUCUUUCACAAAGGAAAAAUCAAUUCAAGCAUUUAAGGACACAAUUACGACGGAACUAGCUACGGUUAGACAAAGUCUGGAGAACUCUGCGAAUUACUUGACUAUGAAAAGCUUUGCGGAUAGCUAUCUCAACGUUGCAAAUGAAAUGGUGUACAAACCAAAACAGACACCUGAGCAGGUAGACUUUGUCCAGCUAAAGACUUCGUUACUAAAAGCAUUUAUGGACCCUGACAAAAGGCAGGAUUUGGAGGCGGAUAUUGCUAUAGUGGACCUCUCAGAGGUUCAAAGUUUGCAAAAUUUGAUGGGUUGUACUUUUCAUUGUCCUUUGUGCUCCGGGGUUUGUUGGGGUGCCAGUGGUCAUGAAAACGAUAGCGGUGAUCAAGCCAAGCACCACACUUGCCAUCAACCCAUGGGAUUUGCGAGAUGUAGCAACAAAUUUACACGUGUACUUUUGCAUGGCUCCUGCGACAAGGAGAGGGCGAAAAAUAGUUGGGAGCAUAAUGAAGAAAGGAUCACGUGGGGAAAACUAAUCGACCUUCCAGAACAUAAAAACUGGAUUUAUGAGGGCCACUCGAAGAAAGAGUUUGAUGAUAUGAUGAAAUGGUUCUUUGUCAGUCUUCACGAAGAUAUUGCUGCCCGUUCUGAAGGAAAAUUUGAGCCAGCAAAUAUCCCUCAUGACUUUCUUCGCUACGACUUUAAUACUAUUUUGUCAACCAUUCAGGCAAAAAUUGGACUGGAGUAAGAGAAACGUAGAUUUGGAAGAGCCGGACAUGUUUUUGCUUUUAAAUUUGAUAAUUUCUGUCGACGCGAUCUUGCUGGUAUUUUACACAUUUUAUGUGGUAGUAAUUAAACUUAUAACAUUCAUGCUUUCAGCAUUAGUCGGUUAAUAAAUUGUUUGUGUUAAUUGUAAA
Messenger RNA from Folsomia candida, 8539 nucleotides. RefSeq lists its product as uncharacterized. The record is from RefSeq and is a predicted model, not a curated record. Gene Ontology annotation, molecular function: GTP binding. Bases 145 to 8370 code for a protein of 2741 amino acids. NCBI's taxonomy places the organism in Eukaryota, Metazoa, Arthropoda, Collembola, Entomobryomorpha, Isotomidae. The transcript has 5 exons.